ACUUUAGUUCCACUGUUUUCACCUCGAACAUCAUUACUGGGACCUGGUGGUUUAUAGCUUUAUAGAGACGUCAUCAAACCUUUGCUCCAUCUCAUAUUAUCAAUUCAUCACUGAAUAACCAUCAUAAAACAACAGCAUACUAUGUAUGCUGUUGUUCAAAGUCUCCUUCCUCAUUUUUCUUCCUCACUGAGGAGCCCAGCAGCUAAAUCUAUACUCUCAGAACCUUUAGAACCGUGUUAAAGAUCUGUAUCGGGACCUUUUGUGCUUUUAUAUUUUCAUACGACGCGGGGCAGCAUACGUUUUCAUCACGGAGAAGCUAAGGCCUCCAGUCUACUAUGGAUGAGUUGAGAGAGGAGGGGGGUCCUACCCCUAAGACCACUCUGUCUGGGGAACAUGGCCGCCAGAGCAAAGCUAAGAGCCCAGAGCAGCAGGAAAGAGCAGACUCCCCUGGACCCAGCUGUGUCUCCAUGAAGAGUGACCACUCUAUGGAUCCACCUGGCACGUUUAAAGAGGGAAAUCAGUCUAUUGAGAAGAGAAGAUUCCAGCAGGAGAGAGCAGACUCCCCUGGACCCAGCUGUGUCUCCAUGAAGAGUGACCGCUCUAUGGGUCUACCUGAAGUGUUUAAAGAUGGAAAUCAGUCUAUUGAGAAGAGAAGAUUCCAGCAGGAGAGAGCAGACUCCCCUGGACCCAGCUGUGUCUCCAUGAAGAGUGACCGCUCUAUGGGUCUACCUGAAGUGUUUAAAGAUGGAAAUCAGUCUAUUGAGAAGAGACCAGAGCAGCAGGAGAGAGCAGACUCCCCUGGACCAAGCUGUGUCUCCAUGAAGAGUGACUGGUCUAUGGAUCCCCCUGGCACGUUUAAAGAGGGAAAUCCGUCUAUUGAGAAGAGCCCAGAGCAGCAGGAGAGAGCAGACUCCCCUGGACCCAGCUGUGUCUCCAUGAAGAGUGACCGCUCUAUGGAUCUACCUGAAGUGUUUAAAGAGGGAAAUCCGUCUAUUGAGAAGAGAAGAUUCCAGCAGGAGAGAGCAGACUCCCCUGGACCCAGCUGUGUCUCCAUGAAGAGUGACCGCUCUAUGGAUCUACCUGAAGUGUUUAAAGAGGGAAAUCCGUCUAUUGAGAAGAGAAGAUUCCAGCAGGAGAGAGCAGACUCCCCUGGACCCAGCCGUGUCUCCAUGAAGAGUGACUGGUCUGGACCUCCUGAAUUGAAAGAUGGACGCCCCACCAGAAAGCAGAGACAAAACCAGGAGAGGUCUAAGGUUGCCAGUGCUCAUUCAGUACAGCAGAAUCAAACAGUGCUGAUCAAGAGGGCUGAGGAGAACGCACACGCUUUUCUAGACAAGGAGCUGAAGAAGCACUGGAGGGAUCUCUUCCCAGAUUACCCACAAUGCUCAGAGAGUCAGAUGGAGGAGGAGGAUGGUAAAAACAUUGAGCAGAGGAGGCGCGCCAUAGAGGGAGUGGCAGACAUCACAAAGCUCUGCCUGAUAGAGAUGAACCAGGAGGAACUGGCUGACACAAUUGGGGGCGGAUCUGCUGCUGUUCAGUGCCAACAUAACAUGAAGUCCCAACUGAUGGAGAAGUUCAGGUGUAUGUUUGAGGGAAUCGCUAAAGCAGGACAUUCAACACCUCUGAAUGAAUUCUACACAGAGCUCUUCAUCACAGAGAGAGUCAGUGAAGAGGUCAACAAGGAACAUGAGGUCAGACUGAUUGAAACAGCCUCCAGGAAACCAGCCAAGGGGGAAACACCAAUCAAAUGUGAUAACAUCUUUAAACCCUUAUCUGAACAAGAUCAACCAAUCAGAAUAAUAAUGACAACUGGAGUGGCCGGCAUUGGUAAAACCGUCUUAACACACAAGUUCACUCUGGACUGGGCUGAAGGCAAUGCCAACCACGACAUACACUUCACAUUUCUCUUCCCUUUCAGAGAGCUGAACUUACUGAAAGGGAAAGAGUUUAGCUUGCUGGAACUUCUUCAUCACUUCUUUAUCGAGACCAAAGAAGCAGGAAUCUGCAGAUACGACCGGUUCCAAGUUGUUUUCAUCUUGGAUGGUCUGGAUGAGUGUCGACUUCCUCUGGACUUCCAGCACAACCCGAUCUGGACUGAUGUUACAACGUCCGCCUCAGUGGACGUGCUGCUGACAAACCUCAUCAGGGGCAACCUGCUUCCCUCUGCUCGUAUCUGGAUAACCACACGCCCUGCGGCAGCCAAUAAGAUCCCUGCUGACUGUGUUGAUAGGGUGACAGAGGUGAGAGGGUUCACUGACCCACAGAAGGAGGAGUACUUCAGGAAGAGAUUCAGAGGGGAGAAGCUGGCCAGCAAGAUCAUCUCCUAUGUCAAGACAUCACGAAGCCUCCACAUCAUGUGUCACAUCCCAGUCUUCUGUUGGAUCACAGCUACAGUUCUGAAGGACUUCUUCAAAACAUCCAAGAGAAGAGAGGAGAUGCCCAAGACCGUGACUCAGAUGUACAGUCACUUCCUGCGUGUUCAGUCCAUACAGGGGGACAGGAAGUACCAUGGGAGGGCUGAAACAGAUCCAGACUGGAGUUCAGAGGGCAGGGAGAUCAUUGUUUCUCUGGGAAAAUUGGCUUUUAACCAGCUGAAGAAAGGCAACCUGAUCUUCUACGAGUCAGACCUGGCAGAGUGUGACAUUGAUAUCAGGGCAGCCUCUCACACAGGAGUGUUCACCCAGAUCUUUAAAGAGGAGUGUGGGCUGUACCAUGGCAAGGUGUUCUGCUUUGUCCAUCUGAGCAUCCAGGAGUUUCUGGCUGCCCUCUAUGUCUUUCAGUUCUUUCUCAAAACUGGGGUCAAUCUUCUCUCAGAAGAACAACAAACCUGCAUGGAAGAUAUACUCAAUCUCUACCAGAGUGCCGUGGACAAGGCCUUACAGAGUGAGAAUGGACACCUGGACUUGUUCCUCCGCUUCCUCCUGGGCCUCUCGCUGGAGACCAAUCAGAUUCUCCUACGAGGUCUGCUGGGACAGACAGGAAGUAGCUCACAGACCAAUCAGAAUACAGUGUCUUACAUCAAGAAGAAGAUAAAUGGAGAUCUUUCUCCAGAGAGAAGUAUCAAUCUGAUCCACUGUCUGAAUGAGCUCAACGACCGUUCUCUAGUGGAGGAGAUCCAACAGCUCCUGACAUCAGGAAGACUCUCAAGAGAAUCCCUCUCUCCUGCUCAGUGGUCAGCUCUGGUAUUCAUCUUACUGUCAUCAGAAGAGGAGCUGGAGGUGUUUGACCUGAAGAAAUACUCUGCUUCAGAGGAGGGUCUUCUGAGGCUGCUGCCAGUGGUUAAAGCCUCCAAAACAUCUCUGCUGAAUGGCUGUCAUCUGUCAGAGAGAUGCUGUGAAGCUCUGGCCUCAGUUCUCAGCUCCAACUCCUCUAGUCUGAGAGAGCUUAACCUGAGUACCAAUGAUAUGCAGGAUACAGGAGUGAAGCUGCUCUCUGCUGGACUGGGGAGUCCACACUGUAGAUUGGAAACUCUCAGGUUGUCUGGCUGCCUGGUUACACAGGAAGGCUUUGAUUCUCUGGCCUCAGCCCUGAGCUCCAACCCCUCCCAUCUGAGAGAGCUAGACCUGAGCUACAAUCAUCCAGGAGACUCUGGAGCUGCGCUGCUCUCUGCUGGACUGGAGGAUCCACGCUGGAGACUGGACACUCUCAGUGUGGAGCACGGUGGACUGUGGAGGCUGAAACCAGCUCUAAAGAAGUAUGCCUGUGAACUCACACUGGACCCAAACACAGCCCACAGACGACUCUCUCUGUCUGAGGACAACAGAAAGGUGACGCUGGUUGGAGUGGACCAGUUGUAUCCUGAUCACCCAGGGAGAUUUGACUCCUUUCCCCAGGUGUUGUGUAGAGAGGGUCUGCCUGGCUACUGUUACUGGGAGGUAGAGAUGAAAGGACGUGUUGACAUAGGAGUGACAUACAGAGGAAUCACAAGGAGAGAAGGUCGUGACAGCUGGCUUGGAUGGAACAACAAGUCCUGGAGUCUUAGUUGUUAUGAUAAAGGUUACUCUGCCAGGUACAACGGUAGAGGACCAGACGUACAUCUCUCCCCUGCUGGCCCUAGAGUAGGAGUGUAUCUGGACCGUCCUGCUGGCACUCUGUCCUUCUACAGAGUGUCCCCAGGUGGAGGAGGGACCUCAGACACACUGACACUCAUCCACACCUUUCAGUCCACCUUCACCAAGGAGGACCUCCUCCCUGGGUUCAGGUUAUUGAAAGGUGGUGCCUCAGUGUCUCUGUGUUGGUUGUAGCAACACGCACACGCACACACACACACACACACACACACACACACACACACACACACACACACACACACACACACACACACACACACACACACACACACACACACACACGCACACAUUUAUGAACACGCACACACGCAUAUUUGAAUACAUACACUACACACACAUGCAUAUAAAAAUACACACACACACACUCAUACACAUUUAUGAAUACACACACUACACACAGAAACACGCAUAUAUAAAUACACACGCACACACACACACACACACAUACAUGCAUAUAUAAACACACACAUGCAAACACACACAAUACACUACACACGUUCAAAUAAAUUAACCCACACACACACACACACGCAUAUAUGAAUACACACACUCACAUGCACACACGUGCACAUGUAUGAAUUUAAAUUUCCACACACACAUACUCAUGUAUGAAUACACACACUAGACACACACUUUCACAAUCACACAGACACACACACAGACACACUUUAAUACAAAAACAAACACUUAUAUCAAUACACACUACAAACACACACACACAAAAAAAAAAUCUGAAUGUACACACACACUGUUUUUUGUUGAUUUAAUGUACUCAACUAUAAUCAAUGCUACAUUUUACCGGCUCUUCAAAAGUUGAGUGUGUUAAACCAUGAAUGGAAGAGACUUUUAAGAUUUUCCAUAGGGCUAAGCAGGUUUUACAAAGAAUAUAUUUCUAAUGUAAAAUAUAUUUUAAAUAUUGUUUGAUUGUAAAUCAAACUUGUUUAUACUUCAAUAUUUUGUAUAUUUUGACAUUAACAGUUUCAAGGGCUCUGAUAUCAGUUUAUAUUUUUAAGCCUACCAUGGAACCCUAUUUAAAGCAGAUUUAAUAUUAUAUUCAUAAUGAAAGCGGUCUGCUAAAAGCUAUUUAUCAUGUUGUGAAUGACUAUGAACUUUCAGAGUAUUGAUUCCUUGUGUUCUGUUGGGAAGAAUACAGCAGCAGAACAUGUUCAGAUUUUAAAGAUAUGUGCACACCUGUUUAUGAUUAGUAAUGUCUGCUCCUUCUAUUGUUUGAGACCUAGUAUUUAUUGUAUUACAUUUUAUGUAAGGGACUCUUUUUCUGUUGUACUGGUUAAUAAAACAUAAUGGUGAUAAACAA
This is a messenger RNA of Gadus macrocephalus (Pacific cod), 5385 nucleotides long. Its product is annotated as NACHT, LRR and PYD domains-containing protein 3-like. The coding region runs from base 336 to 4244 and encodes 1302 amino acids. NCBI's taxonomy places the organism in Eukaryota, Metazoa, Chordata, Actinopteri, Gadiformes, Gadidae. The record is from RefSeq and is a predicted model, not a curated record. The transcript has 16 exons. Gene Ontology annotation, molecular function: protein binding.